GCCGCACGUCUCGGCUCCUCGACGCGACACAGAUCGAUACUUGCACAGCCCUAGCUAACUGGCCAGUAACAUGCCCACGUGCACUGACGUUUAUAAGUUAUAAUAUUAUAACCUGUGACCGAGUAUCGAUAAAAUCGCGCGCGCGUCGACAAUGUAGCCAUAGUGACGCCUGUUUUGACAGAUCGACAUAUUUACGAUGCCGUUGAUUUUAUUAAAGUUUAUUAAACGUUGAGUGUUGUUGUUAUUAUGACAAUAAAUUUGUUGGUUAAUUAGGUGUUUGUUGCAACGAAGAUGGGAAAUGGAAUGAAUAAGGUGCUUUCCGGGCUGUAUGUUGGCAACUAUCGGGACUCGAAGGACCCCGUGCAGCUCGAACGUUACAAGAUCACACACAUUCUGUCCAUACACGACGCGGCUCGCCGGUUACACUCUGAUAAACACUACCUCUGUAUAAUGGCGUCCGACUCUCCAGACCAGAACUUGACUCAAUACUUCGCUCUCUGCAAUGACUUCAUCCACGCAGCGCGGCUCAGGGACGGACACGUACUCAUUCAUUGUUUAGCGGGUAUGUCACGCAGCGUGACAGUGGCGGUAGCGUACAUCAUGUCGGUGACACCUUUAAACUGGCGUGAAGCGCUCAAAGUGGUGCGCGCGGGCCGCGCUGUCGCCAACCCGAACCUCGGCUUCCAGCGGCAACUGCAGGAUUUCGAGACCUAUAAACUAGUUGAGGAGAGAAGACGUCUAAAAGAGCGUUACCCGUCCCUCGCGCUCGCUGAUAGCGACCUCUCCGAGUGUCGGGUCAUGCUGGACUCGUAUCAGACCAUGCUGAGCCAGCGCACCAUCUGCGAGGGCAAGUGCUCCAUGGGCCGCCAAUGUCCUACUGGCGUCUGUAGAACCGGGUCGAAGCGGCAGUCGCGGCCCCGCCGACCGUCCACGGCGUCCGGCGACGCGCCGGGCCUCAAACGAUCUCCCUCCACGCUCUCCACAAUGUCUACAACUUCUACAGCCUCGGGUUAUCGGCCGAGGUCCUCGCCCGCGGGGCUGUUUAGCUACACCGGGGCAACACACCGCCCAACCCGCUCCGCCUCCGGCAUCAGCAUAACGCGAGUAACGGACCCCAUAGGCGGCGGCACCACCAUGGCGGUCGGUGGUAACGAAUAUUCGCGUCGCCGAGCCGCCUCCGCGCCAGCCACGCCGGCGUUGUCGCCUGCGACGUCCCCGCCUGGAUCACCUCAUCGUGGUCACCAGAGGUCACGAGCAGUGCAGCGGUGCUCGUAGCACGCGGCCCGGGGCCCGCCGAAGUCCCCGCUGCGCCAGGCCUCCGUGGCCCCGAGCUACUACCACAAGGACUGCCCGCCCGCCCGCCAGCGCGCCGACAGCUUCCAGUCUAACUAUGUCAACUAACUUCAUCAAAACUAAAAUGUCGGAUAUCCUCUACCCGCCCAGAGACCUAUAAAAAGGUCUCCUGUUCCAUUUUAAUUUAAACUUUGUGUUGACAAAAUAAAGUUUCACUCUGCUUGGCAAGGUUUGACGUAUGGGCGGCUAGAGGAUAUAGGUGCGCAGAUCUGAUGGAAGCGUCGCUAGUGCGCCAAUUGUGAAACAUUUUUUAUUGCUCCCGUGCUUGUCGCAACGGUUCGCUAGAUCUAGACGCAUCAUGUUUAAACCCGUUAACCUUUGAACCUAAAUCUUUAAGUUAUAGCUAUGUGGUCUUUAUUCUGAGCGAUAAACGUUUAAGAGCCCUUCAACGUGCACACUAGCGCCACAGCUAAAUAAUAGUGGUUAUUUAAAUUUAACGAAAGAUAUUGAAAAAAGGGGGCCGCUACGUACUGUAUUGUGUAUUUAAGUACCUUUUGAAUACAUCAAACUAGUUUUUGUGUUGCUGGUUUCGUCGAUCUAGGAACUCAAAACAAAAACGGCUGUUUUAACUUUGGACGCAUAGAUUGACGAAACCAGCAACAUAAAAACUAGUCUGAUGUAUUCAAAAGGUAGGUACUUAAAUACACAAUACAGUACGUCGGCCCCCUUUAUUCAAUAUCUUUCGUAAAAUUUUUAAUAAUCACGAUUAUUUAGCUGUGGCGCUAGUGUGCACGUUGAAGGGCUCUUAAUCAAGAUAUUGUCACUUCUGUAGUCACAAAAGCAUUUCUUAAUUGGUUCAAAAAUUGAUAGGCGAAUUAACCUCUGCACAAACUUGAAGUGUACCGAAAAGGUUGUACCAAAUUGUAUUUUGAGUACAAAGUGUCGUGGCAACUUACGGACAUGAUACGAGUAUGACCACUGGUUGGUAAGGACUUGAAAUACGAGACAGCCCUAUUGUCUUAGAGCGAAUGAUGAUGCUGAAAUUGCCUUAGAGCGACGUAAAUGUUAAGUCUUGUGAUUAAGUACCGCUCCUCAACAAAACGUGCUAAUUAUAUAUGUAUAAAUAAUUAUAGUUUUUGUUUUGUAUUGUAAAUAAUUUACUUAUCGGUAAUUAUUUAAAGGGACAUGUUGACGGCGACUUCGUCUUAAAUCUUUAGUUUGUAUUCUACUUCUCCAAUAAACAUCUUACGGUUGAUUAAUUAAUGCAACAUGAGUUUACUAAUGUAAGAAAGAAUCUAAAGACAUUACCUAUUAGUAGGGUUGGUAAUGAGCAGAAAUGUAUGGAGCUGUAUGAUGUACUUUAAUCUCAGACGAUGCCGUUUAGCACGAUUGUUCCUUAGGUCUAACAAAGCUGAUUUGGUCCGGUAGCCACGAGAUCGGGCAUAUCCCCCAAAAAGUGAGGGAGGGGGGUGAAAGGGUCGGCUACCUUAGGUCCAAUCUAUGCUAUAUCUCUUCCUAUUCUUAGCAUCUAGGGCAAGUUAAACCACUUUAAAAAAAUAAUGUUACCAAAAUAUUUCUUAACCUUUUUAAAACGUUAGCGCCACUUGCACAUCCCUUCUAGCCCGGGGUUAACCGAUUAAACCUGGAGUUGCCCAUGGUUACCAGUACAAUUUGAUACUGGGUUAAAGGUUUAAACUUUAAAGGGUUAACCCCGGGUUGGUGGGAUGGUGUAAGUGUCGCUAAGUCGCUACGGCGUCCCUACGGCAUGCGACGUGCUACUGCGUAGCCCCUUAUAUGUAUGUAGUGGGAAUACGCACGUGAGCACUGAAAGUUGUGUUAUGUCUGUUUUGCGCUUUUAGGUGCCAGACGACCUACCACAAACGUUUGAAUCAAAUCUUCGUUAUCUGCCAUUCUAUCGCUAUUUCGUUUCGGACGAUAGAAAGGCAAACAGACGAACGAACGAAGUGGUUACAGAAGAACUGUAUUGUCGAGCAAGAAACAUAGGUACAGUGAAUACACGUAAACGAGACAAUGUGUUACCUGUUUUCCGUUCACACCGCUGGGUAAAACUUUUUCUAAUGGCUAGCAAAUAAAAUACUGAUUGAUCUGAAUACUUGGUAGUUGAGUUGAGAAGCUCCCUAAAAUAUAUAUUAUGAUUUAAAAUAUUUUACGGGGGAAAUGAAAGGUACCAACAACGUUAUUCAAUGAUUAUACGCUGUUUGUAUCAAUGUAAUCAUCGCCUAAAGGCGACAUUUAAUAUUAUAAUUUUUCUGCCAUAAAAAAUUUUUUACGAUGACCAUGAAUGAUUUUUUACGCAACAUUUUUAAUUGUAUCUAUCUGGUGCGUGGUACGUAAAAAUGCCUUUAGUCCAUUUGCUAAUAAGUCGAAUUAAAUAAAAACGGAUAUAUAACGAUAUAACAUAAUUCAUAAUGUGAUGGAGCUAACGAAAUAAAUUGUAUAUAAAUUAUAUGAUGCUAUUUUAAGUAUAAUGCUCUGGCUGGUUCAGAUUUACGGAUACGAGUAACUAUUCUAAAGUUGAUUAAACUGUAGCUGUAGUUUAUACUUAUUUAUAUGAAUUGUAAAUUAUAGAUAGCGUGUCAUUCAAAUUCAUGCCCUUUUGAAUCUUAACUUUAAUUCUAAUGAUCAAUGGUUUAAAAUUUUAAAUCCUCCUUUCCGAUCUCGCACCUUUUUAUAUUUGUCUGGUUGCCGCAAUAUUAACGAUUAAAAGUAAUGAAUUAAUGACGCAUCUCAUUGCAAAACAAAUUAGUAGGUAGAUAUCCGGCCUAGCCAAGGUUACAAUCGCUAUCGCUUCGACAACGAAAACCAUUAUGUCUCUCUAUCACUCUUCCAUAUCAGUGCGACAGUGACAGUUGCGUUUCGAUCGCUACGGAGCGUAAGCGAUCGGCAUCUUGGCUACGCGGCCUUCAAGCAAUUAAAACACUAUCUUUAAUCGAUUGGCUAUAAGGCGCGCUGUAACGCCUUUUUCAAUUCGGUAAUACCUACUCAUUGGUUACAUUUGAACCCCGAGAAGUUUCACGCUAUUUCUACAGCGUGUACUUUAAAAUCGAGUUCGAAUUCUCCUACCUGCCGGCCUAGCCAAGGUUACAAUCGCUAUCGCUUCGACAACGAAAACCAUUAUGUCUCUCUAUCACUCUUCCAUAUUAGUGCGACAGUGACAGUUGCGUUUCGAUCGCUACGGAGCGUAAGCGAUCGGCAUCUUGGCUACGCGGCCAGGCACUUCGCGCAUAGUCAAAACCCGAUUUUAUUUAUCAUCAUCCAUUUUAAAUGUACAGUCACCACACGGGAUUGUUAUGACAUUUAGGGUUCCUACUAAAUUGAAAAUUCUAUAGCGUAAAAGUAUUAAACAACCAAUAGGUAGGACCCUAAAUGGCGCAAAAAUCGCAGAGCGUGAUGGUACUUAUGUAAAAAUUUUGUCAUUGCUCAAAUUUGUGAACCCAGUCCGUUCUUUUUGCACACUUCUAGUAUAAUUUAGCUGAUGCGUGCUUACUCGUAUAUUGUAAGUAGUUUCUAAGAACUUUCUCCCUAAUCUUACCUACAACUGACAUUAUAGUUUAAGAUUUAUCGCGUGUCACUAAACAACUGACAAACAUAAUAUUGUCAAACAAAUAUUGAGCAAAUGUACCUACAGGUACCAAUCAAGAGCCCGUUUCUCAAAAGCUUGUAACUUGUAAUAAUACAAGUGAAAAUCCCUUUCUAACACAAGCUGUCAAAAAGAGAAAUCCGCUUGUAUUACAAGUUACAAGCUUUAGAGAAACUGGCCCCAAAACUAUAUCUAGAUUACAGAACAGCUUUCCAUCUUCAAAAGAAAAUUUUAUGCGUAUUCAGGUAGGUAUCUACUGAAAAUUGAAUAUUGAAAUCAGAUGGCUUUAAAAUGGUACCAACCUAACAAGUUUGCCAGAUUGAACUCAAUCACAUAUCUAUACAUAUAAUAAAGCUGAAGAGGGUCGAAAGUCUGUACAUGGAAGAAUUUGAAAAAAAGUUGGCUGGGGAUACUUAGAAUCAAUAACAGAACACGUUCCAACAGUUUUUAUUAUUGAUAAUUGGGGAAUACCCUCCAAAAAAUAUAAAGACCACUACAUUUACGAGUAAGUCAAAGUUAGGAACAUUUUAUGUACCUAUAAAUUAAGUUGUAAGUGACACGCGAAAGCCACUCACUGCUAAAUCGAUGAUUGGAAUCAAGCAUCUUUGUUCGAGUAAAGUAAAAAAAACUCGUAUAAAAAAACUAACUCCAAAAACAAAUGCGCAAACACUAAUUCAAUGAAGUCUACUUCUCUACAUAGAGUACAUAUUAUACGAUCGAUGAGUUAUACGGUUUUAAAAAGUCAAAAGAAUUUUUUAACGAUUUCGGUGCAGUGAGUGGUGGACUUAAAAACUAUGUUGUGAACUUUUGCAUAUCUCUUUCUCUCUCGUCUCGCUAGGGCUUAGCCUGAUUAGGAAUUGUGAUUUAGAUGCCUUUAGCACGGUGGCAUUUAGGUGAUUAGCUUUUAAUAAUUUUACUAAUAUUAAGAAAUGCUGCCACUGUAGCUUUGUUACAAAUUCGUGUACCUGUCGUGUAUUUCAUUAUUUGGAAACUUUUUUCUUUUAUAUUCUGAAUGCUAGAACUACCUCGCCUUGUAGAAUAAUUUCUUAAACGGAUAGGCAGCUCCGAAGAAAAGUUACACAUGUAUAGAAAUUUCUAUGCAAUGGUGCAUACCGCUCUUUCGCUAACUGUACGCCUAGUUAAAGUUGUGACCAGAGCUCGGCGGGGGUGAGCUGUUUUCAGAGUUUGCACAACAUGGACAUGCCUUGUCAUUCGAUGGUAUAUGUGGUGUAGUUUAAUAACUAAAGAUAUUAUUUUAUUUAGGCUGCCGUUCCGCAACGAUCUUUACGUCGCCAUUAAAACAAAAAAAUUUAUAGCAAGCUUUUUUGUAAACCUCUUCAAAUAAUAUGUAUAUCCAUCCAUAUGCUACUAUUAAAGUUUAUUUGUACAUAUGGCAUUGUCAUUUUAGUUUAAUUAUAAUUUAUAAAGUUUAUUUUUAAUAUUUAUUUCUAAGGUGUAUCUAUAUUAAAAUCUACACUUGACAUAAGUGACGUCAAAACGGCUCACCCCUGCCGAGCUCUGGUUGUGACAAAUCCAAGUACAAAUCUCUUUACAUUUUCACAUCAAAACGCUAAACUCACUUGCUUAUUUAAAACAAACAUGACUGCUGGGGUAGUUCUAGCUUUUAUGUUUAGUUCGCGGCACCUUUCUUAAUUAAUAGCAUAUUUUUCAAUCGCUUUUAUAAGUACCGUUAAACCUGUUUACUUUACCAAGUGAUGUUAGGAGAGUCACUCCAUGAAAAGUCUGCAGCGGAUUUGAUAGCCCACGCAGUGCACGUGUUAUUUUAAACGUCAAACUUCUAUGAAAUUAUGACGUAUAAAUGACACUUGCACUGUGUGGGCUAUUAUCUCUGCUGCAGACUUUUCUUGGUCCGACUCUAGUGCCUUUAGUAGAAUUUUCCUUUUAUUCAAUAACUACUAAUGCUCUAAAGUCAUGCUGUCAGUUGGACGCAAUAAUGUCUGUUGGAAAGUUUCCAAAAUAACGAAAUUUCUACAAGGGAAAACUUCGGAAACAUCUCUUAUUUUUGUAUGGGCAUUCAUUUUUCCAUUUCCAAAAUGAAAGCUUCAUUUAUUUCCUGUGAAAUUUUCCCGUAAUUUUUGAGAACUAUUUUAACAUUUUGAAAAAAAUCCGCAACUUUGCACCUAUGUAGUUGGACGACCCUUGGUAAAGUAAGCAGACUAAGAAAGUAAUCUGUCAAAGAAAUAAUGAAGACCUGUGUUAUCCUACCUCGAUCCAUCAUAACUGACAAUAUUUUAUGAAAAUUUUAAGAGCACUAUUUUGUCAGGUAGUUGAAGUGUUAUGUGGAACAUCAGAAAGAUCGGUAUUUUUACAUUCUUAUAUGUAUGGAAACCGUAGGUAAACAGUCUUGGUUCAUAUUUACACCCGAUUCAUAACGAUUAUAUGAGAGUUAAAUAUUUAUGGAAACACAUUGUUGGAAAUCCCAGUUUUGAAAAAUAUUUUUAUACCUGUGUUACCAUAUGCACUUAAAUUGUGGAUCUUUGUUGAAGUUUGAAUAAUUUUAAAAUCAAAGCAAUAAUGUAUGAUAAUGCCAUGCCAACAAACGACAUGGUGUGAUUGUAACCGUAUAUUUUUAAUAAAAAAAUAUUAUAAA
Molecule: messenger RNA, 7505 nt
Organism: Cydia fagiglandana
Lineage: Eukaryota; Metazoa; Arthropoda; Insecta; Lepidoptera; Tortricidae
Product: dual specificity protein phosphatase 22-like
Exons: 8
Coding region: 292-1275 (327 amino acids)
Biological process (GO): signal transduction; protein dephosphorylation
Cellular component (GO): cytosol
Molecular function (GO): protein tyrosine phosphatase activity; protein tyrosine/serine/threonine phosphatase activity
Source: RefSeq, a predicted model, not a curated record